Puccinia graminis f. sp. tritici CRL 75-36-700-3 is the source of this 309-nucleotide messenger RNA. RefSeq lists its product as uncharacterized. The transcript has a single exon. Lineage: Eukaryota; Fungi; Basidiomycota; Pucciniomycetes; Pucciniales; Pucciniaceae. The record is from RefSeq and is a predicted model, not a curated record. The coding region runs from base 1 to 309 and encodes 102 amino acids.
AUGGUCAAGGGUUGGAGAACGGACAGACCAUGCUGCCCGAUUUCGUUCACCCAACAGUGGAAGGUUCUGUUGGGUGAACAAAAUCUGGUUGACAACGUCGGUGGCAAGGGAGCGACCCACCAACAGUCAAAUGGUCCUGCGAACGGAGCUCCAACCCAACCGUUCAGUCAACCUGGGCGGAUGGGGUGGACCACAGUGCACAAACGGUCAUAUAACAUGGCCGUUCAGCCACUGUGGUCCACCCCAUCCUCCAACCAAUGGGUUGUAUCGCGGUUGGAGGAUCGUUGUACAUCCAGGAUGGUUCCAUAA